CGGAAUGUGAUGCAGUUCCGGUGCAGGCUCAGCCAGUCCAAGGCUCAGCCGAGCCAUUUGCUCUGCUUUGGUCAGCGUCGCAGAGGACAGCCCCGUCUAGUUAUCGCCUUUUUGUCGUCCACCUCGACCACCUCAACGAGCGCAUGCAGAUUGACGCUGCACCCCCUCAUUACUCUGCCGGUGACGCCUCGACACAAUCGGAGCAUGGUGGAGGCCCACAGCUCGUCUUGGUCCCAGCCGCGGACGCGAUCAACUUUCAGAAAGGAUAUCUCGGCGCUGACGACGAACAUGCAGCCAUCGAGGGCGAAUUGCAAGUUAAAGGCAUUGAAGAGGGUGAAUGGGACAAAGUGACGAUCACACUCCGCACCGUGGAGGCGGCGUACGACCACGAGAUCGAGCUGUUCAGCAAGCAGGUCGUCCUCUUCGACACUUUUGGCGGCAGCCAGCCCAUCCCGUCUUCCUUCCCUUUUGCCAUCCCCCUGACUUCGGAUGUGCCCCAGUGCAUUCAUACUCCCCACUCAUCCCUCGCCCAUAUUCUUACCGCGACUCUCCAUCCAACCGCCUCCUCUCGUCUCCCCGUCUCCAAGACGCUGACGGUGCACACAAAACGGUACACGUCCCAUACCCAUAACAUCCCUCCGUCACCCCUCGUCCAUACGUUAGACAACCCUGCUCGAGUUGAGGUAGAGUUGCCCCGCGACACAUUCCACGUCGGUGAACCAAUACCUGUCUAUGUUACCAUUCCUUCUCCACCGCGGGAUGUUGUCGUUAAUGCAGGUUUGCGACUCCGCAACGUCAAGACGGAGCUGAUACGGUCUGUCAAGGCCAGGCGGGGCGCUGUUGAUGAACACGAGCCUAACUCAGAUGACGAGGCUGAUGCUGACGAAGGACCUAGCGUCGAUCAACACGUACAAGGCUCCUCGUCCAUGGUGCACUCGGCUGAAAAGCUCCAGUCGCCUCUGUUCAUGGGAGCAUCUUAUAGGACAGUCGUAUCGAAGUCGGGUGCAUCUUGUCGCUUUCACUCGUCGAGAGCCAUCAAGCUACGCUUUGUGCUGCACCAAUCCUCGCCCUCUGCGUCUCCCUCGGACCAUACGCGCGAGUUUGACGAGUAUAGAUCCAUGGAGAGUGAUACGCAAUGUGUAUCGAUCACGCAGACGACGUUGCUCCAUACAGUUACCUUCCGGCUGUUCGUUCAUGUCUCGUUUGUCGACACAACCAACCACACCGAGCGCCUGUUCUCAAUUGCGAUUCCUCUCAAUAUGAUCCCGCCUCCGGCCCCAUUACCACAAGUCGAACAAUCAAUGGACGCCGCUUACCAAAAGAAACACGAUCGGCCCCCUGCUAUGACAGUCCGCCAUGAAGACAACGAAGCUUCGGCGCCUCAUUAUCAGGAAGGCGAGGCAGGUCCCAGCUAUGUCAACAACUCUGCACCGCCCCCUUUUGAAGAUCGCGAGCAGCCACCACCUCCGUUUUGGCAAGCAAGCCCCUCGACGUCGUCACGACUCCCUACGUUCUUGGAGUCCGAGGCGGAGAUUCUAGUUCCGGAAGAUGCGGCCGAUCACCUUGCACCUCCGCCUUUACCACAACCCAUGAUUCCCGGAGAAGGAGUUUUGUUUGGCUUCCCCGCGUCCCAGCACUUCGAUGGCCACGCAGAAGACACUCGGCGGCCUACCACUCCUCCACCUAGCCUUGAAAUGGCAACACAAGACACAGAUGUGACAGAGCUUGCUGACAUGGGCCAGCCGGUGCGUGCUGUGGAGGCGCUGGGGCUUGUAUUGGACCGCGUAGAAAACUCAAGUGGAGAUCAACCCCCGCCUCCUCCUGCGCUCGAUGACCCCGCGGACCCGCCACCAUCGAUCGAUUCAGACUUCCGGAUGCCUGGUGACCAGCAGCACCCCUCUUCUCCUUCGCCUGGUAUCAAUUACUCCCAGUCCGAACAGCGACAGUCGCCACCACCGCAUAUAUCCAAUGUCGAAGGUCAUCUUCCCCAUCCUCAUGCUCCGCCACCGUAUCUGAACCCUGGAAGUGAGCAUGAAUCGGAGAACACCUUGAGACCUCCACCUUACGCAGACCUGGACAUGGCGCCUCGAUAAAACGUGUGAUUAUAGAAGUAAUCAACCUGCAUUGUAUAAUAUUUUUGUUACCGCUGAUAGCAAGGACGCUGUCUGCGAGGUCUAACGUCAAGCCAAGUGUACUCAUAAUUGUGUUGAAAGCAUGUUAUAAUGUAUCAAACGCAACUACGGAAGCACAGAUCCAACAUGAAAAGUAAAAGGUGUAUACUAAAAGACAUCCGAU
Messenger RNA from Coniophora puteana RWD-64-598 SS2, 2295 nucleotides. RefSeq lists its product as uncharacterized. The transcript is spliced from 2 exons. NCBI's taxonomy places the organism in Eukaryota, Fungi, Basidiomycota, Agaricomycetes, Boletales, Coniophoraceae. The record is from RefSeq and is a predicted model, not a curated record. The coding region runs from base 144 to 2093 and encodes 649 amino acids.